Molecule: messenger RNA, 1598 nt
Organism: Chelonus insularis
Lineage: Eukaryota; Metazoa; Arthropoda; Insecta; Hymenoptera; Braconidae
Product: homeotic protein labial-like
Exons: 2
Coding region: 204-1598 (464 amino acids)
Biological process (GO): regulation of transcription by RNA polymerase II
Cellular component (GO): nucleus
Molecular function (GO): RNA polymerase II cis-regulatory region sequence-specific DNA binding; DNA-binding transcription factor activity, RNA polymerase II-specific
Source: RefSeq, a predicted model, not a curated record
AGUCUUAUCUUGGAAGGUAAAAAUGAGAAUAUGGUGGAUGGUGUGUGACAUGAAAAUAAAAUAGUGUAAUGUUCAAGUUUUGACAUUAAUGGUUUUGACUGCACACUUGAUGAUUCACUGGAUCAUUGGAUAUAUUAGUUAAGUGGCUGGAUAAAAUUACGUGAAUUAGAAGACGUAAUUAAUGUUGUUAAUUUGCCGUAAGGAUGAUGACGAUGGACAUGGGCAUGUCCGGAAGUUAUGGAAAGCCUGAUUCUUAUUUUAGCUUUCAAACUAAUCAUCACCAGUCAUCAACAUCACCAGAUGAACAUGGAUCAGUAUUAAGCUCAGCAGAGUUAACCAAUCAGCAUUACUAUCCUCAAUCAAGUAUUGUACCACAUUCAUCAUCUUCAGAAGUUUACCUGGCGACAGAGUCCAAUUCCUCAGGUACUUCACCACAGACAUUUUAUUCACCAUCAGGGGCUGUUUUAUAUGAAGAUGGUACACCAAUUAUAUCAUCUGAAAAUGGUCUCAGUUACACCAAUCUGGAUUACACAAACUAUUCAGCUAGUCAACACCGCCAGCAGACUAUGUCAUGUCAUGUUGAUUCUUAUCAUCCGGUAUAUCAUCAAGUGGAACACGUUGACUGUAGAGACGAGCAUCGGAUUCCUUCGAGAGUAUACCAGCAAACGACCAUUGUUCAAGUUCCUCUUAAUACUAAGCCAGAUUACGAACCGCUUAAUCACUCUCAAUCUAGUCAAUCUCAUCAUUUCGAUAGUGAAUAUCAUAAACGACCUACUAGCAAUUCUAAUCAUAUCCAAGAGAUCUCGCCGGAGGAUACUCUACGUCAUAGUAGCCAGAUAUCAACUAUACUCAGACAAAAUGAAUAUCCUUCUCAUCCGACGGGACAUUAUAAUGACAAAAAUUCCGAUCUCAGGUCAUAUCGUCCUGGUCUUCAACAACCUACAGGCCACUCGAUUCAUUCUCAAGUUCAUCAAUAUCAUCAACGACGGAUGCAAAGUCAUAUUCUCCAUCAGCAGCAAUCACAACAACAGCAAACAAGUCAAGUGCCAACUUAUAAAUGGAUGCAAGUCAAGAGAAAUGUUCCUAAGCCUAUUGGUAAUAAAAACAAUCAAGUAGGUAUGGAGUAUGGGAGCAUAUCUAUAAAUAAUCCUACCGUGAUUCCGAAUUACACAUCGCUAUCAACAUCUACUAGUUGUCCAAGUACAUCUGUAAGUGGAAUAUCAGCGAAUUUUAAUAAUACAGGUCGUACGAAUUUUACGAAUAAACAAUUAACUGAAUUAGAAAAAGAAUUUCACUUCAAUAAGUAUUUAACCAGAGCUCGACGUAUUGAAAUAGCAUCAGCUUUACAAUUAAAUGAAACCCAAGUGAAAAUUUGGUUUCAAAAUCGACGAAUGAAACAAAAAAAACGUAUGAAAGAAGGCUUGAUAUCUUGUGACACUGCAACAGGAUGUUCAUCUUCAUCACAAGUUGGAGAUACUAGAAGCAGCAGUAAUUCACCGACGGGUUUUUUGAGUCUCGAAGCUACUGGAUCACUUGUGCUUCCUAAUUACUCUAGUGAAAAUAGUCGAGAAUCACUUUCAAUAUCAUCUAAAGAAUAA